Molecule: messenger RNA, 4480 nt
Organism: Chrysemys picta bellii (western painted turtle)
Lineage: Eukaryota; Metazoa; Chordata; Testudines; Emydidae
Product: coiled-coil domain-containing protein 175
Source: RefSeq, a predicted model, not a curated record
GGGAGCCCUGGGCCCUUUAAAUCACCAGCCUGGGGAAGCUGAUCUGGUCCGGCAUGGCGUACUGGCUCUUGCCGUACCGACUUACUUUCAUCUCUGGCUGUUAGCAAAAAUGCAGGUCAGGCAUUAGGCAUAGGUCUAGGUCACCACUUAUUUAUGGACCAGCCAUUCUUCUCCACCCACCUCCAGCUGGAAGCUGUAUCAGCACGGCACUGACCCAACUCCCCCACCCACUGUACAGUUUCAGGGGCUCUGCCCCUUUAAGAGCUCCUCUCAGUCUCAGCAGCGACUCUAGCCUAGCUUUGAUGGGUGCCUAUUUAAUGGUACCUUCAACACACACCCCCUAGUGGUCCACAGCCAGGAGCUGACACGCCAGUGUGCCAGCCCAGGAUUUGAGGGCUUUUUUCUGACAUUUAAUUAUCCCCCCCAAAACAGAAGCUGAGAGACAGGAUCUGCCCCAGCAAUGUGGUUCUGGCGCAGCUGCUCCCCCAACACAGCUUUUGGAGUGGGGAGAGGGUCUGGCCCUUUAAGGACUGCCCCACAUGAGAAGCCUGGAACUGCCACACCAACAUGGCUCUGGCCAGCCCUCCAUGGGAGGAGGUUUUUUGGAGGCUCUUGUUGGUGCAGCCCGUGAAUCCAGUACUGCUAAGAUAACUCAAUUACAGACUGCACUGAAAAACAUCUCGUCUGAAAUCGAAUCACUGAAUCAGAAGCAAAUCCUUUGUGAAACCCAGAACGCUGCUCUGUGUAAGGACCAAGAGUGGCUGUGGGUCCAGCAUGAAGAAGCUGUAGACUUACUGAACCAGCAGAUGGCACAGAAAGCUAACACAAAUAUACUUUUAAAUGAGUUUUGCAACAAAAAAAGGGAUGCAGAACAAGAAAUAAUCAACCUAAUGAAUGCUAUCAAAGAAGUGAAAGAUGUUCUAGCUAAAGAAAUACAAAUAUUUAAUGAUGAAAUCGAAAUGUGGGCUAGAAAGAACGCAGAGAUGAAAACAAAACUUGAUCUUCAGAAGGAAAAAACUUCAGGAAAAAAGGAUGAAUUCGAAAAAUUGUCCAUAAAGCUAUUGGCUGUGCAGUCUGAGAUAGCUCAAAAUACAGCGAUUAUUUUUAAUGAGAAAGUUCAGAUAGCACGACUGAAAGAAACAAACGAACAACUAAUAAUGGAAUUAAAACUUAAAAUGAUGGAAAAGCUGGAACUCUGCGAAAGGAAACAUAGCCUCGAUUCUGAUCUACUGCUUUUGCAAUCAAAAAUUGCCCAAGAAAGAGAGAAUCUAAAUAUUGAUAUAGCAAAGGCUAAGGAAGAAUUACGUACAGCUGAAGGCCUGAAUAGAAAACUUAAACAUGAAAAUAAAUUUAUAAGUAGCCAGUAUCGGAUAUUACUGGCAGAAGAGGAACACUUACAUGCAAAAAGGGAUGAGGCGGCAACAGACCUUGAACGAUUAUCCAGUUGGCUGGAUGAAAGACUUGAAGUUCUGUCAAAGCGUGUGGUGGAGGAGCAAAACUUGGAGGAUGAAGUUGAGAGACUCGAAGAUAUCUUUCAAAACGCUAAGGAUGCCUAUGCAAGAGAACUAGAGAAUCUAGAGCAAUGUUUAAAGAGAGAAAGUGAGAUGAGAGCUUUGCUUCAGUGGAAACAACUUCACCUAGCAAAGAAGAAGGAGGCCUUGUGGAUAACAGAGGAGAGAUUCAUGAAUGAAAUGAAUGUAAGACUUGAGACUGGUAAAAAACGUCAUGCUGAGCUAAUUGCAGAGAAUGAGUAUUUCCAAAAAGAAAUUUUGCAGGCUGAAGAACAGUUCAAACACCUUAGUGAUGAUGUAAAUAAAAGGGAAGCUGAAUGCGAGAAGUAUGAAAACAGCUUAAUAGAAGACAUACAAUGGCUUGAGGAUGAUGUCCAAGCUAAAACUGAAGAUAUAUAUCAAAAAGAACAACAACUAAUUCUGAGCAUCCCUCUCAUAGAAGAAAGACGGAAAGAGUUGGAAGAGAAGCAUGAAAAAUAUGAAGACUUGAAAAAAAUAGUCUCAGAACUAAAAGAUGACGAGACAAGACUGACAAAAUCCAUUGAUCGGUCAGUCAAGAUGAUUGGUAAACUCAAGAAGAUCAUGGCUGAGCUGAAGAAUGAAUUAAGAAUAAAGCGUGACUUGGCAUUUGACCAGUUGAAAGAUCAUACGGAAGUUCUGAAGUUGCUAGAGAGGGACAUCUAUGAGGUCGACAGGAAGCUCGACAUUGUGAAGACAGAAAACUGCAGACUGAAAUUAUGCACUGCACAGAUGAAAGCGGAUAUUUUGACAAUGAGCCAUGAAGCCGAAAACCACAAAUCAACAACAAUAAAAAUUCUGAGUGAUCUGACAGUCCUUCAUCAGCUUUUUCUGAAAGGAUGGUCAGAGGACAGUAGCAUUCAAAAGGAAUUUGUGGAGAAUGAGAAGGAAAUCCUGGCUGCAAUAGCAGAUCUUGUAAUGAAACUUCAUCAGAGAGAGAGAAAGAUUGAUUGUAUUAACAAAGGGCUACAAAAUAACUUUGAUGGACUGGAUUCUUUGUUAGAAAGUAAAUCCAGCACGGAACCCAAUGUUUCUGAAGGAUAGAAUAUUGGAGUAAAAAGGAAAAGGUAAGUAUCCAUAUAUGAUCCCUAGGCUAUGUUUACUUACAAUGAGCUAUGCUUUUAACAGUCUACUGACUAAUAGAAAUUUUAGGAUUAAUAUAUAAGAUUCCCCACUCUUAUCCAAUGACAUGCUUAUCAUUAGUUCUACUUGGGAUUUGUUUUCACAUUUCUUUUUGACAACUUAGGGCCAAACUUUUAAGCCUGGAGCCACACUGUCCAUGAAGAGAAAUGCAUAUGCAAUUGCUCUUUUGUCAUUACCAUAGCUGUGCAUGCAAAUGUACAUUGCAGUUGGUCCAGAAACCCAGUCACCCAAAGUACAUGUGCAAUCCCAGUAAUUGAGUCUGAAAAUACAGGUACAAGACUGCACACAAAACAUGAGCCAUGGGAGUUGGUAUUUUAAUGCAUCUCUCUAUCAGGGCCAUAUUUUCAGAAGUGCUUUAUGGAUUUGGGUAAAAAAUGGGAAUGUUUGUAUGCAAACAACUAGGUGUACCCAAUCUCAUUAAGCAAAUGCCUAUUUUCACACCCAAAUUUUUGUGUGUGUACCAUUGUAGAAGUCCUUUUUGAAAUAGUGGAUUUAAUUUUCCAGUUAGACAAAGUUAUUACUACAAGAUUUAGGAUUUUUGUCCUAAGAGAGACGACUACAUAGUUUGCAUCUGAACAAGGAACAGUGACAUCUGGAGGCAGGUAAGCUGGUGUAGAGUCCAAAACAAAUACCCUGAGUCAUCCGUAUGUUCCACUGUAGUGUCUCCUUUGACUAGACCAGCUUUGCUUUGAGAGGUAAGCUCUCAAGCUGCUCCCCAAUUCCCCACAGCCUAAUUGGGUAAUAGAACAAACAACAUACCACUAUGACUCUUAAUUAAACAAACACACUCACUGUUAUACCAGGGUAUACCCUGAUCAGUACAUUUUUAUCCUUCUCUGCCCUCUUUGUAAUUACUUCCAUAGGCUCAAGAUUUAAAACCAGGUCACUGGUCAACUUGCCCAAAGAGUUGGCUGGUCAAAAUAUCCUUGGGAAAUAGCUGCUCAUAUUUUUAGAUUUGAAGCAGUUAAAGGCUGUUAGUUACCAUGUGACGUCCCUUUGUGCAUUAAUGAUCAUUUAAGUGUUGUAGGAUGCUGGUUCUCAGUCUGUUUCAUACUGUCAUGCCUCUUGUGAAUACCUCCAUUCUAGCAUGUGUUACAUGUAAAAGUAAUACUAGGAGAGCAUUAGAGAAGAGAUGAAUAUAUCCACUUAAUGGGACAGGGACUGCUCCUUAGUGACAGCAACCCCAUUUCUUUCUCUGCCCUUUCUCCCUUUGUGUGUGUUAGGGACUUAGAAAGCUUGAUGCUAGUGUGUCAUUGCCUACAGUCCCCCUGCUCUAACUACUGCAGGUCAGUGGCUGGUUGGCUGCCACCCAGCACAUUUCUCACCUUUACAAUGUUAGUGGUAGCGCAAGCUUUAUGAGCGUGAUUGAAUGUACACCAAAGCAAAACCAACAAACAGACAAUUAUUUAAUUGUGCCAAAACCCAACAAUUUUGAACAAGGGUGAAAGGCAUGGAGAGGUCUCCACCAUGCAGGUGCCUUCAUUGCUUGGCCAUCACACGUUUUAUGGCAGACAGUUUGCUAACACCAGUUGGUGGCUAGAAGGGGGAACCAAUUCCUGCCUAGGAGUAUGCAGGCAGCGUAUUGGGGAAACUGCCUGAGUGGAAGGGAUAGUACUCUUAAAUUGUACAAUCUUCCAUCUGGAGACUGUCAGCACAUCUCAAACCAGACUGAAAGAUGCAGUAAGAAAUGUACAGAAUUGUCAGCAGGAUUGUUCUCCACAGUACAUUUCCUCGCCCAUGUUUUAAGAUCUAAAUUGUAUUGGUCUGCAGGUUAAUAGGAGGCUGUAGCAGGGGUAAGGGAGGGGGUU